AUGCAUGGGCACCUGCGCAUGGUAAACACAAAUGAGAUGAUAUUAGAAUGGUUUGACGUGAAGAUAUGGCCUAUGAACCUCGUUGGUGUCAGAAUGAGUCACGGUGUGAGCAUCCUGUUCUGUGGAAUCUCACAGUCGUUAAUGGUUCCCACACUAACAAAAGUUAUCAAUGGUCCCAUGUUAUUAUUGCCUUAUCUGACUACAUUGUCACCUCUUGCUCUCAUUCUUGCUCUCAUUCUUGCCUUCCCUCUCCUUGUCCUUGCACCCCCCAUUCACACCCUCACUCUUGCCAUUCUCAGUCUCAUUGCCAUCAUUCUCAUCCUUGCUCUCAAUCUUGCUCUCAUUCUCCACAUUCUAGGUCUUGCUCUGCUUCUCGGUCUCACCCUGCUUCUCGGUCUCACUCUGCUUCUCAACCUUAUUCCCCCCAUCCUCACAAGCCUCCUCCUCCUUGCUCUCACUCUCGAUCCCAUUGUUCUCAGUCUUGCUCCCCCCAACCUUGUCCUCGCAAGCCUCCUGCUCACUCUCAUUCUCACACACCUGCUUGUGCAGAGUCUGAAACUCCCUCUGCAAUUCAUGCAUGAUUUCUUGUUAUUACAGAAAAGACAAAAGCUGCACAUCCCCCAAAGCCCUUUUUGA
This is a messenger RNA of Laccaria bicolor S238N-H82, 636 nucleotides long. RefSeq lists its product as uncharacterized. The record is from RefSeq and is a predicted model, not a curated record. Bases 1 to 636 code for a protein of 211 amino acids. The transcript is spliced from 4 exons. Lineage: Eukaryota; Fungi; Basidiomycota; Agaricomycetes; Agaricales; Hydnangiaceae.